ACUCGAAAUUAAAGGGGAAAUUCGUCAGCCACCUUAAAGAAUUUAUUGCAAAAACUAGUGGUAAUGCUUAAUUGUUUACUUGAAAAAAAUUUAAAAUUGUCUAUUAUUAUCCAUGAUGUAGAAUUAUUAUAGAAAGGAUCGAGACUACUAGUUUUUAUGCCAUUUGAUUCGGUGUUCUUUCUUCCAAUAUUCAUCAUGGCUUCCCCAGAGACUUCAUUGCUCCCUAUCGAUAUAAUAGAAGAAAUAUUCUGUAGGAUUCCGAUAGAAUAUUUGACACAAUUCAAAUUAACCUACUGCAAACAAUGGCACGGUCUCUUGAAGGACAAGAGAUUCAUCUACAAGUACUUGGAUCUUGUCCAAGAAAGAUUCAUAAGAAUCGACCAUACGGUUCAGAUCAUCAAUCCUGUACAAGGAGCUCGCUCAUCUUCACCAAUACCAGAAGAGUUUCAAAAUAUCUCCGAGAUUUCAACCACCGUUCAUUGCGAUGGAUUAUUAAUAUGUAGAUGCAAUGAAACAAGAACAAGAAGAUGCAAACUCGCGGUUUGGAACCCGUUCUUGAAACAUAUCAAAUGGAUCAAACCAUUGAGUUUUUACUCGGUUAAUGAUUUCUACGGUAUAGGAUACAACAAUGUAUCACGUGAUGAAUACAAAAUUCUAAGGAUCUUCGAAGGUGAGCUUGAAGAUGACGAGAUAGCAGUGAUUGGACCUUGUGAGCCAGUGAUUCAGAUAUAUGACUUCAAAACCAAUGCAUGGAGAAUAAUUGUUGAUGUUGCUACUUUGGAUUGGUCUAUUGAUCCACCAUGCAAAGGAGUUUCCAUAAAAGGAAACAUGUAUUGGGUCGCACAUUGGAACAAGAAACCCGAACUUUUCAUCCUAUGUUUUGAUUUCUCGACAGAAACAUUCAAAGUAUUAUGCAAUGUUCCGUUCCAAUGCAGUGUGUUAGAUACAGCGUCGUUGUCGAGUUUUAGAGGAGAUAGGCUUUCUUUGUUGCAUCAACGUGAAGAAACAACGAAGAUUGAAGUGUGGGUCACAAACACAUUGAAUGGUGAUGAUGUUGUCUCGUGGAAAAAGUACUUAAACGUGAUUAAUCCUGACCUCCCGACGUUACAUACCGAUCAUGAUCUCGCUCAUCCUAGCUACUUUGUUGACGAGAACGAUAGUAUCAUCGUGUGGUGCGAAGAUGUGAUGGGAGAUGAAACAGCAGAUGAUUAUGUUUGUGUUAGUGUUUACGAGAUUAGUAAAGAUGGGAUUGCUAAGAAAGUAGUUGAGACAGGGCGAUGUAAUUUGGGUAACUACGAUAGGCCUUUUGUAUGUGGACAUGUGUACCUUCCAAGUCUUGUUCCGGUUCCAGAAUAAAACUUGUAUAGUUGUAUGGGUUGUUUUGAUAUUUUAUGUUCUAACUUUUGUAUUGUUGUUGUUUUUGUUUCAUGAAAUGUUUAAAUAUGAAAUUCAAAUUUUUACUUUUACUAUAUACGAGGACCAUCCUCGUGUUUUUAUGUUAUGUUAACCACUCUCCAAACAAGUUCAUUUAUGUUUCAUGAAAUGUUUAAAUAUGAAAUUCAAAUUUUUACUUUUACUAUAUACGAGGACCAUCCUCGUGUUUUUAUGUUAUGUUAACCACUCUCCAAGAAAGUUCAUUUAUGUAUCUUCUCUAGUCACCAAUAAAGCAGAGACUAUAAGAAAGAUGAUCAACGGGAAACACGAACAUUAACAAAUCUCUGUUAAAAGUUUUAAAUAUGAGACUUUAUAGUUUAAUUAAAGUUUUAAUGAAACUUUUAUAACCCACACGUUUGCCAUAAAUAUGAAAUUGUAUGAGAAUCUUUUGAGGGUUUAGAAACUAGAAUCCUAUGGUUAUAAAACUCUCUUCCAAGUUGUCCUGUAAAUGAUACGUGGUCUGGUGUCUACACUCUCCCUUUCACCAUUAUCAGAUUCCACUCCAAAGGACAUUACCGGCAAACCAGGGUCAGAACCAGGUAGAGCUGGGAAUUUUAAUUAAUGCCCGCGGGCCCCGCCCCAUUUGACCCGCUGCGGGGCGGGUGCGGGUCGAAGAAUUUGAAAAUUUGCAAUGGCGGGUGCGGGUGCGGGUCAAGAUUAUUUUAAGCGGGGCGGGUGCGGGUCAGUCGAAUUUGAGUCGCGGGUACUCGUUAACCCGCAAAUUUAAGAAAAAAAGAUUUUUUUUUUAAAAAAAAUGUUUUUUUAUAAAAAAUAUAUUAAAUCUCGUAAAUAUUUAUAUAAUUUUAAUUAUUAAUAUAUUAUUUUAAUAUAAUUUUUUAAAAAUAAUAUUUUUUAACUAUAUAAUAAUUAUUUUUAAUUAAAAUAAUUAUUUUUAAUAUAAUUAAUAUUACCCGCGGGUUAAGCGGGUUACCCGCGGGUUUUUGCGGGGCGGGUGCGGGUAGAAAUUUUUUUGUUUGUGAGUUAUGCGGGUCGAUUUUUUGAAUCAAAAAAAUGAUUCAACCCGCAGCGGGGCGGGACGGGUCGGGGUGGGUUGACCCGCAAACCCAGCACUAGAACCAGGUCUGGAUAAGCGAGUUAGCUCAGACAUCAGCCUGGUUCCUGCGAACUGGCCUUUGGGUUUGCCCAUAAGGAUUAAUAUUGGACAGAAACAACAUGAACUUAGAGAACUGGAAGCUGUCUAGCCAACGAACUCCAGUCAGAAUCUAUCAAUCCUCAGAAACUGAGAG
This is a messenger RNA of Brassica napus (rape), 2681 nucleotides long. Its product is annotated as putative F-box protein At3g22650. Gene Ontology annotation, molecular function: protein binding. Lineage: Eukaryota; Viridiplantae; Streptophyta; Magnoliopsida; Brassicales; Brassicaceae. The transcript has a single exon. The coding region runs from base 157 to 1356 and encodes 399 amino acids. The record is from RefSeq and is a predicted model, not a curated record.